Messenger RNA from Penicillium malachiteum, 1116 nucleotides. RefSeq lists its product as uncharacterized. Lineage: Eukaryota; Fungi; Ascomycota; Eurotiomycetes; Eurotiales; Aspergillaceae. The transcript has 2 exons. The record is from RefSeq and is a predicted model, not a curated record. Bases 1 to 1116 code for a protein of 371 amino acids.
AUGUCGAACGGUAGCUUCCGUUUAGAGUCCUUCCAGCUUUGGAAGCCUUCUCAGAAAAAAGCGCAGGCUCUGCAGGAUUCUCUCGAUACUUGUCGUUAUCCAAUCUCAACAAAGCCCAAUGUUCAACCUUAUAACUAUGAACGACACCCUUUGCCUCCACGACCGCCAGUGGAGGUUUGCAUGAAUGACGGCCUACAACAUGAGAUAAACACGCAGCCCCAACUUGCUGUGGAGGAUCAGGCGUUGGACUUCCGGGAUACUCCCGCACCGCAAGUGUCAUCAGAAUCCCCAGAAAUUGACCAUGUAAUGGUUUGUGACAAUCUGGGUGAAGUCUCUCAGCAAUCACCCGGUGUUGAGUCAGACCAAUCAGGCGCUUCAGGGCUCCCCAGCACUGCCAUCCAGCACCCUCAUGCUGGAAACACUGGAAGCUCUGUUCUGAAUGGCGAGUUUCCUGAUACAGUAAUUGAUCCGCAAAUUUUGGAGGACUUUUAUUCCCAAAACAGUACGCAAACAUCCGCAGAUGAAGACAUUUCUGAAGUUAUGUCGCCUUCUCGUUCAUCGGAUGUAUCCAUUCAUCGCCAUCCUGUGAGCGAAAAUCCGCAGAAAGUGAUGAAACCAGGGCGACCACAGCCUGGAAGAAAUAAUCUUUCUGUUCUUGUGGACAAUCGUCACAGGAAUCGAAUGGGCCGGAAUCCCCGAGCAGGUAGUCCUGUUCCAAUACCAUCUUCUCGUCUGCAGGAUCAAUUCUCUUCACUCCCGGUCGAAGCGAAACUCGAGUUCUUGUCCUGGCUGUUUCAGGGUGCUAUAUCUCAAUGCAGCUACACUGCAUCGAUCGCGAACUGCGCUUCGGCAUCAGGAUUGAUCCCGGAAGAUGAAGGAACUUCAACUCUACCAUCCACGGAAUUGUUCCCAGAUAUAAACGUGGUCGAGCAUUCAGCAUCCUCAAGGAAAGGGCUAAAUUAUUCUGCGGAAGAGGAUGACCUUCUCAUCAAGCUUCGGAAGGAACAAGCUCUUUCCUGGUCAGAAGUGACCAGGAGGUUCAGUCGGAUAUUCCCUGGGAGAAAGCAGGGGUCUCUACAAGUGCACUGGAAUACAAAGAUCGAGGGAAAACAAUAA